ACUUAUUAGUUACAUUCACAUUUGGCUUAGCAAGCGUUAACGAGACCGAGGAUUCAUUUGUCGACUGAAUUCCUUGCCACGUUGAUUCGCAUGUUACGCGCGCGCAUUCCGUGAGUGUCGUUCACACUUUCACAGGUUUCGUGAAAGAGACAGUCUCACACUUGUUUGUACGAUCUCGCAGGGAAAAGAUAUUGACAAAAAGAUAUUGAUUUUGUGUGACAAGUGUAAGUGAUUGUUAUCAAACUGUUCGAUUGCCAAAAUUCUGAUAGAUCAUGAUGCGACUGAGUCUUGCGCUCGUUCUCAUUGUCGCCGGCUCGCAUGUUUCCACCGGCGAAGACUGCAAGGGAUGUGUUCCCUUGGAUUCCUAUUCGUUUGACAAGAUGAUUCCCAAGUUCAGAGCAGUGCUUAUUAAAUUUGAUGUUGCAUUUCCGUAUGGUGGCAAACACGAGCAGUAUGCUACUGUAGCAGCAGAUACAAAAGACUCACAUGAUCUUUUAGUAGCUACAGUAGGUGUAAAGGACUUUGGCAAUAAAGACAACUCUGACUUGGCACAGCGCUAUAACAUCAAGAAGGAGGAUUUCCCAGUAGUAUUAUUGUUCGUGCAGGGUAAAUCAGAGCCGAUCAAGUUUGUUCCUGAAAGAGAUUAUGACUUUACUGGCGAAUAUCUGAAACGGUUUAUCAGAUCCAAGUCAAGAGUAUACUUAGGCCUGCCAGGAUGUGUAGAACGGCUGGAUAGACUAGCGGAAGAAUUCAAAGUUGCGGGAGAACAGCAAAGACAGGAAAUAUUGAAAAAAGCGAGAAUCUUCGAGGAGACUUUACCAGAAGAACAACGGGAAGCUGCGAAAGUUUAUGUGAAAACCAUGGAGAAGAUUUUGGAGCGGGGAGAUAUAUUCGUGCAAACUGAAGAGACACGAGUGCAGGGACUUCUUUACAGAGGAAAACUGUCUGAUCAAAAGAAACGUACAAUGGAAGAGAGACGAAAUAUUCUGCAAUCUUUCUCAGCUAGGGAUGAGCUAUAGAAAUCUUGAAAACUCGAUUAUUAUCAACGAUUAUCCAAGCACCACCUGAUAAUUCAGUUCUAGUACAAAUAUCAACUGUUUAAUUGUUAUCCUGAAUUAUCUUAUAUGCUGGAUAAAAUUUUAUAUGAGCGCGAUAUAAUAGAAAUAAGAAUUAUUAUCGCCUGAUAUUUUAAACACCACAGUAUUUCUUUACACGUUUUGUCGCGUUAUGUGUAUAUACAUAUAAAGGACAAAAUGCAAUAUUAUUUGUCGUACACUUUUGUGUGCGAUUGUUCCUUUGUAUUAAACGCUUUAUCCUGUUAUAUCAAUUACAUAAAUGCAAAACAAUUAGGCAAUAAGCAUUAAAGAUAUAGGAUUCUAUAUUUAAAGAUAUCUGUCUGUCAAAUCAAUCGAUCAAGUAUAGUUAUAAUACAGUUUAAUCUAUUGCAUAUACAGAUUAUAUAAAAUCAAAAAAUUAAAAUUGAAAGUUCCCUAAAAAAUUUUCAAAAAAAAAAAGAAAAAAUUAACAGGUUGCAGUUUAAAAUGUUACACUGUAAACAAAGUAGGUAAAAAUUUGACAAUUUUAUACAAAUUAUCGCGGCACACGCUCACAUUUACGCACGCACAAACAUUCGUGACCUUUUCAGCAUGCUGUUUGCUAUUUUUCAAAGUAUACAUGAUGCAAUCAUUAACUAUGAAUGGACAUGUGAUAUAAUCCGCGAAUCUGCUUGGGUUCUCAAAAGACCAAUAUCUAGAACAAUAAAAAAUAAAGCACGGGUUCUUUGUUCGCGUAA
Messenger RNA from Harpegnathos saltator (Jerdon's jumping ant), 1792 nucleotides. It is a transcript of the gene wbl, whose product is annotated as endoplasmic reticulum protein 29-like protein wbl. Gene Ontology annotation, cellular component: endoplasmic reticulum; endoplasmic reticulum lumen. The transcript is spliced from 3 exons. Lineage: Eukaryota; Metazoa; Arthropoda; Insecta; Hymenoptera; Formicidae. The coding region runs from base 273 to 1019 and encodes 248 amino acids. Gene Ontology annotation, biological process: protein secretion. The record is from RefSeq and is a predicted model, not a curated record.